Molecule: messenger RNA, 1257 nt
Organism: Aspergillus pseudotamarii
Lineage: Eukaryota; Fungi; Ascomycota; Eurotiomycetes; Eurotiales; Aspergillaceae
Exons: 2
Coding region: 1-1257 (418 amino acids)
Source: RefSeq, a predicted model, not a curated record
AUGUCAAGCUAUAAUGCACCCCGUGAAAGCCCUGAAGUCCCCAGGCCUCCAGAAUCUCCUGCAUUGACCAUGGAGAAAAAAGUUGAAACCACAGAAUCCGUGGACAAGCUUCCGCAGGCCGACUACCUUUCGAGAGUUAAACUGAAAGUUGGGCAGGGUUGUGAUAUACCAUAUUACCAUCACCAACUUCGCGUUCACGAUGAUAACGGCUUGUGGAAGUUCUCCCGUGUCGACCGUGAAGACUAUGUUGAUACUAGUAAAGAGGACUUUUGGUUGUUUUCCAUCCAUGUGAAUGCGGCAGCGAUGUUCUUUUUGAUCGGAGGCAAGAAUCCGAUUUUCCUGGAAAGCGCGCCCAACUGGAAUAACGCCUUCAACACCACACAGACGGCUAUACACCAGAAGCAUGGUUCUAAAUAUUACGACGCCUAUUUUGAACUCUGGAACGAAAGACUCGUGGCUGUUCGUGUCCCUAAGGCGACCAAUCCGGCGAUCACUGUAUGGGGCGGGGGUAACUAUGCUGCCCUCCAUUGGGUUGGAUUGUACGUCAAGACCAACACUAAUGGUGAACGUGAAUUCAUCGCGGUAAAUACCAACAAGACGCUUCUCCCUAAGUACAACGACAGGAAGACCGUAUCGAGCAUGACAGGGGCAGAUUUGACUGGUCCUGGCCGCACUAUCACACUCUUCCCCAAGCAGCUAUUCGGGACUAAAGGGGAUAAUAUGAAAACAUAUUACGAACAUGUAUCUGAAAGCCCUUACAACCCCUUGGGUCCCAAACACUGGGAGUCUAUCCCACCAGAGGAAAGGCACCAUGGUAAGGUUCCAUCAUAUACAUGGAAUACACACCGAGACACCUUUAUUAAAACUAUCGCUGGGCAUGAUAAGUUGACAGGUCUCGUAUCUGUUACCAGAGUAAAUGAUAGGGAGGUUAUGUAUAACUACACGACUGGGUACUCUGUUUACCUGGACAAACAGCCGGGCUGGGGAACGGUGAUUAACAUAUUUGGAUCACUGUUAGCGGCGGCCCACGGCUUGGCCACUGGAAACUUUAUGAAAGUAAUCGAUGAAAUCGGAAAACUCACAGCAGGUGAUAUUGAAGCGAAAGGUGCAGAUGUUAAGGGCUUGAUCACGACGGUGGUGCAAAUUGUCCAGGAUAAGUUAGGUAAAGACGCGGCGAAGGACAUCAACACAGAUGGCGUCAAGGACCUCAUGGCAAGGCUUAGUAAUGUGGACAGAGAGGAUUUUGGUCGUGGCUAG